This is a messenger RNA of Plodia interpunctella (Indianmeal moth), 1813 nucleotides long. RefSeq names its product F-box and leucine-rich repeat protein 13-like. The record is from RefSeq and is a predicted model, not a curated record. Lineage: Eukaryota; Metazoa; Arthropoda; Insecta; Lepidoptera; Pyralidae. The transcript has 2 exons. The coding region runs from base 296 to 1330 and encodes 344 amino acids. Gene Ontology annotation, molecular function: protein binding.
GUCAAAAGUUGCUUUGCUUUGCUUCGCUCAUGAAAAUGCGAAUUCGUCGUUGUUGGUUUGUGACGACACAUUUAGGUAUUAAAUAAUUUCUUGCAAGUUUGCCCCUAUUUAGUAAAUAGUGAUACAUUACAACCAAAAAUAGACGGUGCAAUGAUUUGCAUUUCUCUUGUAAGACGCGCAGUAUUCCUUCGGCCACAUUGGAAACUAUCAUUUGCGAGGAAGGGUCAAACUAGUUAACACAUUAUCUAGAGAUCAAUGUACUCUAGGUUGUUAUUUUAUAUCAGGCUAGAACAAGAUGACUCUGCCACAAGAAAGUUGUGAUGACAUGAAUAUCUUACCAAAUGAGUUAAUAAUAACGAUUUUCAAACUGCUGCCUUUGGAAUCGUUAUUAGCGUGUCAACAUGUUUGCCAGCGCUGGAAGAAGCUAGCUCAAGAUGCCUCAAUCUGGAGAUCUAUAUUGAUUGUAUAUUCAGGGAAGCCUGGUCAAAGUGAAGUUAGUGAAAGGAAUCUAGAGAUUAUAUCAUCUCAAAGUGCAAGUAUCUUUUGCCUUAAGUUACAAUAUGUGUAUAAUUACCAAUUUAUAAAAUCUAUCCUUCAAAGAUGUGAUAACAUUAUGUUAUUAGAUCUUGUUAUGUGUAGAAUUGGUAAAGAUUUUGAAGAUGAUGUGAAAAAAUGGCCCAACCUAAAAAAAAUAAAUUUAAAAAACUCUCUUUUGCUAGUUAACAAUGACGAUGUCAUUAUCCAAUAUGAUCAAUUUAAGUAUUUAAAAUACUUAGCUCUUUCUGACUUUGGUUUAUCUAGUUCAAAUUGUUAUAGUUUAUUAAAAUGUACUUAUUUGAGUAAUAUACUCAUUGAAAAAAUUAAAAAUCUAAAUAUAGAUUAUGUAAAAGAAUUAAUUAUCUCAAAGCAGCAUAUUUUAGAAACAUUUCACAUCUAUGGAGGAGAUUCAGUUGACGAUAGAUGUUUACAAUUAUUGUCAAAAUGCCAAAUGCUAAAAGACUUAGCGAUAAUAAGAUGUGAGAAUCUCACAGAUGCAGGGUUGGUAGCUCUAGCAGAUCUGAAGCAUGCAGAACAUUUACAGAUUUGGAACAACAUUAAUUUCACUGAAAUCAAUUUACUGAGGACUCUAAGCAGUCCUAACUUGAUCUGUUUACAGAGUUUGAGCUUGUCCAGGAUAGGGAAUGUCUCUCCAGUCAUUGUUGAUGUAAUAUCAGAGUACUAUAAAAAUCUAAAAUUUUUAGCAGUAUACCAAUGCCCAAGAAUAAUUAACACUGACUAUGAAAAGCAAUUAAAAUCGAAAUUCCGGAAUAUUGAUGUUGUAUUGUAUUAAUUUUGAACAUAAGUUAUGUUGGUUCAUUGUCAGUAAGAUCUAAAUACUUUUUUAAAUCCUGUGUAUGUGUUUCUUUCAUUUUACCAAAGAUAUUGUGUACUUAUUUCAAUCAUUUUACCAAAGAUAUUGUGUACUUAUUUCAAUCAUUUUACCAAAGAUAUUGUGUACUUAUUUCAAUCAUUUUACCAAAGAUAUUGUGAUAUUAAAAUCCUUUCAACAUGUGUUUAGUCAAUUAGUUGUUAAUAUUUAUGUAAUUAAUAUUUUUUAUUGUAAUUGUAAGUUUUAAUUAAUACUAUAACAUUAGUGUUGGUAAGGUUAUUUUUUGACAAAGGGUGUCUUGUAAAAUAAACCAGAAUAAGUAAAAUCCACAUAAGUCUAUUCACUGUAUAAAUAAUGGCAAUUCUAUAACAAAAAUCCGAAAAGUAAAAUAUUUGUCUACGUAGACAAUUUUAUAUUAUAUAAAUACAUCACUGAUGAAGUGUA